Contarinia nasturtii (swede midge) is the source of this 3368-nucleotide messenger RNA. RefSeq lists its product as uncharacterized. Lineage: Eukaryota; Metazoa; Arthropoda; Insecta; Diptera; Cecidomyiidae. The transcript is spliced from 3 exons. The record is from RefSeq and is a predicted model, not a curated record. Bases 417 to 3074 code for a protein of 885 amino acids.
GAUUUUUGAGCGGACGAAACAUUUGUGCAAAUAAAAACAAAAAUGUUUUUCUAUCGAUUUUGGAGAUUUCUUUCGUGCAUUUCUUCUUCUUCAUCAUCAUUUUUAUAAAGAAUGUCGAUCGGUUUACUGCAACCAAAUGUGUCAGCACGAAAAUUGAACGUUGCUGAUUGUGAAUGGAAUUGACAGUUCCGACUUUUGGUUGGCGGUUCACAUUACGGUGUGAUUCUUACUCAAACGGAUCGCGUUGUGUUUCUUUUAUUCUCUUUGAUGGAAAUAAAUGCAAAUGGCCGAUUGACGAUUGGCGCGAAUCCGAUUACAACGACGCUGCAAACAAAUAAUUUUCUUGCCCAGUAAAUUCAUUUACAAUUGACUAAAAUAAUAAAAAAAACGCCGAUAAUCAGUUAUACGCCGGCAAAAUGGAUAUUUUAAAAGCAAAUUACAUGGAAAAAUAUGAAAAAUUGCGCAGCACCAUAAAAACAACGAAAUUUAAUUUGGGACGACUUGAACAUUUGUCGGACUCAAUAAAACCAAUGCAAUUCAAUGACUCAGAUUCGACGAAAUUUGAAGUGGUGCUCUCGUCACUUUGCACCAAAUUUAUGCAAUUGAAUGCUGACCUAAAAAAAAUUGAACGCAUCAAUACAACACCAAUCGGCAAAAAUGAUGCUCAAAAUACGGAAAAUCUGUUGAUAUUGUACUCGAUGCUGGAUGAAUUCAAUUUGAACGAAAGUGAAAAGCCGCCACAAACAUCGAAUGGUCAUGUUGUAUACACGUCCAAUUACACGGGACUCGGUUAUAUUUCUCAUAUCGUGAACGAAUCUGCCGGCAUUGUUUAUAUUCUGGAUGAAAAUUCCAUGCCAGAUCAAUUGAUUUUGUACGGUGCAACACCAAAACCAUUGACACACACACCCGAACCCGGCCAAAUGUUUGCAUACUUUUAUCAGGAAAAGUAUAUGGUUCGUGCUGUUCGCCUGGAAUAUGAAUGCCGUGAGAAAAAUAGUUCGAAACAACAGUACGGUGCGUUGCUCAUUGACAUUGGUUGUGUGAUUCAGAUCGCAUCGCAACAGUGUGGCAUUUAUGAGGUUACAGAUGCAGCCAAAUUGAUUCCACCGUAUGCAAAGAUGUCUCGUUUAGUUCAUGUGCCAGAUAAUCACAGUAUUUGUGAUUUACUGCAUACGCUUGUUAAAUACAAAAUCAUAUGCAAUGACAAGAAUCUAAUGCUGGUUAAUAUUAUUAGCGCGGGCGUUAAUCCGUUUGCGAUUGAACAACAAAAUAAAUGGAAUUUUUACAAGUAUUUCUUUGGCAACAGUAUGCUGAAACCGCAAAAAUAUGAUGAAUAUUGUCACGAUAAAAUUGAAAAGAAACCAUCACAGUCAUUGACAACACCACAACCACCACCAACACCACCGCCACGGACAAUGCCACCAUCAACACGAGUAUCGGCGAAACAACAUGACUUCAAUCCAUUUGCUGAUCCGUCGCAAUAUUUGAUCAAAAAUGUUCCAGAAAUACCAUUGAAAAAAUCAUCGAACCCAUUCGCCAGAAUUCAACUGACGAAAAUAGUUAAUCAAUUGUCCGAUGAGUAUAUCGAGAAGUACGUAACACAUGUUUCAACGAAUCCAAAGAGUUUCGAAAUGGACAUUUCGCUGGUCGAAAAUGGGAUUUCAUUUGAGGCACCACAAACGUCACCGACAAAAUACACGACACCGAAAAAGAUUGUAAAAGCACCAGAGCGAGUGACCACAUCCAUGGAAGUUAACAAACCAACCAUGCCAACUUACAAUAUUGAUACGCUCAUCACACCCAGACGAAAAUUGACAAAUCUUUUAAAUAGAUUGUCCGAUGAUUACCAAAACGACGAAACGUACGAUCUCACCUCUCCAAAGAAAGUCGUGAAGGAAUUGUUCGACGAAAAAGACCGAAGUGAGACGGUGCCACAUACAAGCAUCAAUGGGGAAUUUGAAGCACCAAGAAUUCUAUCCACAAAUCACAAGGAAAAUCCAACACCGAAAAAGAUUCAACCAGCACCGGUUCAAGUCAACAAAUUAUUGAAUGUAACCAAAGAAACCAUGCCGAUCGACAUUGAUCGGGAUAUUUUACGUCGCGAUUUGCAAAAUAUCAGUGGUAACAGUGGAGCGAAUGAACCCGUUCACCAUUCAAAACCAACUGCCAAUGCGAGCAUAGUUCUGGAACCAAAAAGUACAUCACUAAAAUCAAUGCACACUGACAUUGAUCUGGAAAUUUUACAACGUUGUGACAACGGUUUGCAAAACAUGAUUGUUUUGAAUGGAGUAAAGGAACCCAUGCACCGUUCAGAAUUAACUACCAAUCAGAAUAUGGGUUGGGCACCAAAAGCAACACCAAUGAAAUCAGCAGAAUCUGAAAAAAUCGCAUUGAAAACGACAGCACCGACCAUGGCUGAUUUUCCAAAACCAUCGACACUAUCAAUUGGUUCGACAAUUUUGGUAGAAAAGCAACACAUAGUAAGCGUCGAAGAAUUCUAUGGGACAAUGAUAAAUGAUCCAAAUCGUGUAAUGGAUGUGGACGAAUUUACAAAGAUUCUAAAUGAUGAUGCAAACCCACAGCGUUUCGUAAAGUACACUGCAAAUUGUUUACCCAAGUUAAAUGACAAGAUUUUUGCAUUGUUCAAUGAUUGGUACUACCGAGCAAAGGUAAUUAGCGUCAUCGACAAAUAUGUGUUCUCUGUAUACUAUGUGGACUAUGGCAAUAUCGGCAAGGUACGCGUAAGCCAAACAUUCAAAUAUGAAGAGGCAUGGGAUCAGUAUGCCGAGUAUGCAAUGCAUUUUCGUUUGAACCGCAUAAAACAGAUCAAUCGAUGUUGUCAUUUUGAUCCUGAUGCCAAAAAUGGUCUUGAACAAAUCAUGGGUAAUCAAUGCACGGCAAAAAUUGUCGCAGUUGAAUACAGCUUGCAAUUGAAUCGAACAACGUACAUCGUGGACCUAUGUGACGAAAAUGGUUUGGAUGUUGCUAAAACAUUGAUUAACAAAAAUUUGGCAUAUCUAAACGAAACUGGAAAUUUGGCAAAUCAUCCAAACGCUCAUGCCAUCGGCAAAUAAUCAACAUUGAAUAAUUGAACUAAAACGACUGAACGACAGUAUGCGGUGGCACGUAUGCCAAAUUAAUUAUAUAAAACUGAAUUAUUCCAUCGAUUUCUUUUGAAAGCAAAAAAAAAAAAUACAAUUUAUAUCAUUUUUCUUUAUUUUACAAUCAAGACAGCUACGGAACACUUGACGAACAUAUGAAUAGAAGAGAAACCUUGUAUUUUCACUUCCUGUUUUAUUCCAUUUAUUAUUUCCGUAUAUUUAGACGAGCACACAUUUAACGUGGCUAUAAAUUGUUUACACAAAUGA